AUGGCUACGAAGGAAAGAGGCAGAAUAUCCAAUCUUUGGCCGGUAGCGGAGGGGUAUCAACUCGGAAAGCUGUCAGACGAAGAUGGGCAAUUCUCUCAGCAGCAAGGCAGGAGACAGAAAAUAAAAAGAAACACGUGGCUGACAGAUAGCACAAGAAACAUCACCUGGCACACCGGCCUCACUCGCCAAGAGCGCAACCAGGCUCGGGGCCAAAAGGGCUACACCAUCUGGUUCACUGGCCUGUCGGCCUCCGGGAAGUCUACCGUGGCCACGGCCCUCGAGCAGCACCUCUUGCACCUGGGUGUGGCUGCCUACCGCCUCGAUGGUGACAACGUCCGCUUUGGUCUCAAUAAGGAUCUCGGCUUCUCCGAGAAGGACCGCAACGAGAACAUCCGCCGCAUCGCCGAGGUCGCCAAGCUAUUUGCCGACUCGUCGACUGUCGCCAUCACAUCCUUCAUCUCUCCCUACCGCGCAGACCGCCAGCUAGCUCGCGAGCUGCAUACGCAGUCUGGCCAGGCCGGCAACGCUCCCCUAGAGUUCAUCGAGGUUUAUGUCGACAUCCCGAUCGAGGUCGCAGAGCAGCGGGACCCCAAGGGCCUGUACAAGAAGGCCCGCGCUGGCGAAAUCAAGGAGUUCACCGGCAUUUCAGCACCAUACGAGGCUCCCCUGGAAGCUGAGAUCACCAUCAAGACGCACGAAAACACCGUCGAAGAGUGCGUCGCACAGAUCGUGGAGUACCUGAAGAGCAAGAGCCUCCUGUUUAUUCCGACUGCGUCUGCAUAA
Molecule: messenger RNA, 783 nt
Organism: Sporothrix schenckii 1099-18
Lineage: Eukaryota; Fungi; Ascomycota; Sordariomycetes; Ophiostomatales; Ophiostomataceae
Product: adenylylsulfate kinase
Exons: 2
Coding region: 1-783 (260 amino acids)
Biological process (GO): sulfate assimilation
Molecular function (GO): adenylylsulfate kinase activity; ATP binding
Source: RefSeq, a predicted model, not a curated record